Messenger RNA from Amborella trichopoda, 1539 nucleotides. RefSeq names its product ROP-interactive CRIB motif-containing protein 1 (gene RIC1). The record is from RefSeq and is a predicted model, not a curated record. NCBI's taxonomy places the organism in Eukaryota, Viridiplantae, Streptophyta, Magnoliopsida, Amborellales, Amborellaceae.
CCGUUCAUCUCUUCAAUCUCUUCUCUCUCUCUAACCGUUUAUGCCACCCCAUUGCCCUCCACCCCACCAUUGAAAGCCUCAAUUUUAAGCUCUCUCUCUCUAAAACUUCAAUUCACCCCACAUUUGUAAGCUCUCUCUCUCUAAAACCGCAUUUCACCUCCCUCUCUUCUUGCUCUUUGCACUGCAAACUCUCCUCAAAGAGCAAAAAUUGGGGUUUGGGUCCCUCCCCCCCCCCUCUUCCUCUUCUUCACUGUAGGGGACAGGAUCUAAAAAAGGUCAUUUGGGAGUUUUGUUCAAUUAAUUGUCUCUUUUUGGGAGAGAAGAAAGGGUUUAUCGAGAUGAAAUUAUGCCUGUUCGACCGGAUUAUAGGCCAGCAAUUGCAGUUCAUCACAUGAUUCAGGCACUCUUCAGUCUGAGGUUUUCCGAGGGAGCCAAUUCUGUUCUGAAGAGGACAUACCAUUCUAGUGGAGGCAAUCCGGCCGGUCCUUUCACUGCAAUCGGAAAUGACGACGAAAAUGAAGGGACUUCUGAAAGGCCUCAGAUAUAUCUCCCAAAUAUUUGAUGUCAACAAUGUAUACAAGGAACAUGAACUGGAAAUUGGUUAUCCUACCGAUGUAAGGCAUGUAGCACACAUAGGUUGGGAUGGCCCUUCUGUAAACCCACCAAGCUGGAUGAACGAGUUCAGGACUGUUCCGGAUUUCUCAUCAGCACCACUCAGUCCGUUAGGAGAAGCAAAGGAGCCAACUGCUACCAGAAGGGCAUCACAAGACCUUCAACAGCAACUUGCAGCCCAGCGCGACUCCCCGGUGCAAGACCCCACCACCAGCCCGGGUCCAGCUCGGCGCCACAAGUCCUCUGGCGGCUCCUCUGUCAACUCUCCAUCCCUCGACUCCUUAUCUGAAUUCCCAAGGCCCCCACGCCGCCACCAGUCUGCGGGAGUCGCCCUCGACUCCCCCUCUCGAGAUUCUCCAAAGGCCCAACGCUCCCAAAUCACCCGCUCGGCCCCUGACUCUCCGAGCAAUGACCCUUCCGGAGCACCAAAGCAACGUCGUAGAAGGCCAAAGGGUUCAACUUCGGGCUCGACGAGGUCCUCAAGGUCCAAGGCCUCCUCUCUCUCCGACCAGGAUAUGAAAUUUAGUGAACACAAGAUGAGGAACCAGACUGAAGGUAGUGUUUGAUGGAACUGAUCUUACUAUACUCUCUCUUUGCUCUCCUUUCUUUCCUUGAGAGAGGAGAGAAUGCAGGUUUGAUGGAGAUGAGAGAAUAUUUUUUUAUUGUUAGUGAGAGAAUGUUAGUGCGUGGGGAAACAGGAGAGAGAAAAUGAAAAGAGAGAGAAUUCAUGGAAAGAGGAGAGAUAAAGUUGUUGCAUGGGUGGAAGUGUGAGAGAGAUAGAGAGGAUUGGGGUUUGGUUUAUGAGGAUUUUUGGAAAGUAAGGUUAUGAGAGAGAAAGAAGAGUGAGAAAAGUUGCUGAUCUCAUGCUGGUUUUCAUUGGUUUGUAAAUCUGUCCUGUUUAUACAUGCGCCGAUGGUGUUGUAGUGA